AAGCUUGUAGUUAACUUCAGAUCAUUACAUACACAAUACAAAAUUUGAAACAUGGCUUCUACGAGAUUUGCUGUUGUUGAAGUUAGCGAUUAUUUAUCGAAAAAACAAGCUUCUGAUCCUGAAUUAGCGGCAGAUUGGGCAAAAUUGGAAGAACUUUAUACUAAAAAAUUAUGGCAUCAACUAACUUUAAAAUUACAGGAAUUGGUAAAUUAUCCAUCUCUAAGGACAGGAGACAAUUUAAUACAGCUAUACAACAACUUUAUAACUGUAUUUGAAAAUAAAAUCAAUCCAUUGUCUUUGGUAGAAAUAGUAGCUCAUGUGGUGGAACAGUAUGCAGAUAAGAAGGAAGCUAUCGCUUUCCUGGAGAAAAUUGAGGCCAAGGUUAAAAUGAAUGAUGAAGCUUUGGCUCUUUGCAAGGUUCUUCAAGGUCAGAUAUAUCUGGAACAGCUCAAUGAUUUAGAUGCUACAGAGAAAAUCAUUGAACAAUUGGAAGGCACUUUGGAAGAUGCUGACGGUGUCACACCAGUCCAUGGUAGAUUCUACAAAUUAGCUUCGGAAUACUACAGAGUACGUGGUCCUAUGGCUCGUUACUAUCGUGCAGCGCUGCGGUAUGUGGGUUGUGCGCGCGGUGGCGAAGACCUCGCACUGCCGGAGCGCCGAGCUUGUGCAUUGCGACUUGCGCUGGCUGCGGUUAUCGCACCUACUGUGUAUGAUCUAGGAGAACUGCUGGCUCAUCCAAUCCUGGAAUCACUGGAAGGUACUCCGGACGCAUGGGCAUGUGAACUGGUGAAGGCGGUGGCGGCUGGUGAUAUUGUCGCUUUUGAGAAAAUACGUGCCCAGGCUCCUCAUCCAGAACUACAUAAAGCAGAUCGUCAGCUGAGACAGAAAAUUGCUAUCCUCUGCCUGAUGGAGAUGGCGUUCAACCGAACAUCGGCGCAGCGCAAGCUGACGUUCGCUGAGAUAGCGCGCGAGGCUCGAGUGCCCAGAGAUGAGGUGGAACUGCUCGUCAUGAAGGCUCUCGCUGAGAAACUUAUACGAGGCCACAUUGACCAAGUGAGCGAGUGUGUGAGCGUACGCUGGGUGAGACCGCGUGCGCUGAACCGUGCUGGCGCGGCGGCUCUGGCGCAGCGGCUUGACACCUGGUGCACCGCCGUUGCCAGCGCCGCUACCUUACUCUCCCGCGCCGCUCCAGACCUACUCACACUGUGAUCAAGUCAACAUUGCUGCAUUUGAGUCUGAGAAGGCGUAACGCAAUUCAAUCGGUUAAAUUAAAACAAGAGUAAUAAACAUUCAUUAAAAUU
Papilio machaon (common yellow swallowtail) is the source of this 1301-nucleotide messenger RNA. It is a transcript of the gene Rpn9, whose product is annotated as 26S proteasome non-ATPase regulatory subunit 13. Gene Ontology annotation, cellular component: nucleus; proteasome regulatory particle, lid subcomplex; cytosol. The transcript has 10 exons. Gene Ontology annotation, biological process: ubiquitin-dependent protein catabolic process. Lineage: Eukaryota; Metazoa; Arthropoda; Insecta; Lepidoptera; Papilionidae. The record is from RefSeq and is a predicted model, not a curated record. Bases 52 to 1209 code for a protein of 385 amino acids. Gene Ontology annotation, molecular function: structural molecule activity.